Zootoca vivipara (common lizard) is the source of this 1440-nucleotide messenger RNA. RefSeq names its product extracellular matrix protein 1. NCBI's taxonomy places the organism in Eukaryota, Metazoa, Chordata, Lepidosauria, Squamata, Lacertidae. The record is from RefSeq and is a predicted model, not a curated record. Gene Ontology annotation, cellular component: extracellular region. Gene Ontology annotation, biological process: signal transduction; regulation of bone mineralization.
ACCUCCUUUGCUCUGCCUUUUCGGUCCUCUCUGUAAAAGGGAGCUCCUUUUCUAGCAGAGGCUGGCUAGCCCACCAAAUCUAUUCCAUGUCAGUUGAAAAGUCUCCCUACCUACUUGAUCUAGCCAGGCUCAGGCUUGGGUGGCUCGAUCAGGAGGGAGGAAAUGGACUCCUGUACCUUUAAGAGAGGGGAAUUUCAGCAGGGAUAGCUCUCUUAUAAAACCAGCAGCAACUAUAGCAGAGAGAAGGAGAAGAAGGAGCAGAGAGGAACUGUCUGGAGACAGAAUCGCAAACCAGGAGAGAGAAGCCAACUCCGUCCGACUUCGAUAUGGCUAUGAAGAUGCAAGUCCUUCUUCUCCUGGUCUCUUGGUUCGUCCAGGGGCAAUCUGAUGAUUCAGACUCAGAUAUGUACCAGCGACCGAUAGAUAUACCUGGACUAGUGAAUGCUGAAGGUGGGCAAGACAAAUUCCCACCUGCCCGCCCCACUGCCAAGAAUAUCGGGAACAUCUGCAAGGAUGGGAGUAAGAAGCUGCCGCAGGGCCUGAAAGACUCAGAUCGCUCAAACGUCUACGGCAAGGCAGAUGUCCUCAUCGAACUGGGAGUCGCACUGGGCAAGUGUUGCAAGGAAAAGGCGCAGCUCCCUUGCUCCGAGAAAGCAUGGUCUGCCGUUCUGAACAAGAUGUGCACAAAGCAAUACGCAAUAAAGAUGGCACACCAUGAGUGCUGUGGAAAGAGUGAUGCCGCCAGGGAAAACUGUUUUGACAAGAAGUCCCGCUUCCCAAAUUACGACUUCAAGAACUGAUGGGUGAUUCUGUCGUGACCUAUGUAACAUUUGCAGCUUCUUUGCGCAUAUAUAUAUAUACACACAGUAUAUAUAUGUGUGUGAUUUGACUAUUAUGUAACUCCAAUUAACAUGAAGCUGUUAACUGCCUUGAUCCCUCCCUACAAAAACAAUAAAUCAUUAUGCCUGAGGUUGUUUAAAUGUUUACUUUUUAUUGUGUGUGUUUUUAUUAAAAAAAUGUAGCCAAUGUAACAGCUUUGCAACCUCAAGAACUUAUCUGUAACGUGGGCAAGCUUUUCCUCUGAAAGUAUGAAUCCAUUUUUCUUCUUUUUGUGCCGCUAUACUAAGGUUUCAUGGCCAAGUGCCAAAUCGAUAGUAAUGUUUAUUUGAAAACUGUGGAAUAGAGGUUUUCUGGCAAAUGAAAUGUGACUAACGUAACAUGACGAACGUAACAUGUGACAAUUCAUUCCUAGACACCAGGGGUCAGCAAACAUUUUCAGCAGGGGGCCGGUCUACUGUCCCUCAGACCUUGUGGGGGGCCAGACUAUAUUUUGAAAAAAAAUAUGAACGAAUUCCUAUGGCCCACAAAUAACCCAGAGAUGCAUUUUAAAUAAAAGGACACAUUCUACUCAUGUAAAAACAUGCUGAUUCCUGGGCCAUC